UCCUCAGAGCGGGUGUCCACAGGUGAUUUCAUAUUGGUUCUUCUUUAUCCAAUAGUCCCCAGCAAUAGAAGUGCAGUUCAGGUGUCUAGAGCAUUUGAUCUAAUAAUAUAGCAGCACGAAUCGCUCUUAGAGGCAUAUGAGAUUCCUGUGGGCGUUUUGGGAACAGAAAGAAGGAAACAUUAACAUUAACCCAGCGACUCGCGCGCAAGGGGUGGAGUUUUUCUGGUCGUGCGCUCUUUUCGGGUAUUUUGGUGGUGUCGCCUAUGAGUUUUUCACUUGAGAUAUUCUUCAGGAGAGCACCGUUGUUGGAUCUGCAGGUGUACGGACACAAUUCGACUAUUACUGAUUGCUGAUCAACUGCCUUGAUUUAGGUGAAACCCGAGGCACGGAUACAUUCAUUAAAUUCUUCCACUCUUCACCUCGAGCUGGGCAGAACAAUUCACACAUUUCUUCAAAAACAAACAUUGGAAUGCAAGAUGUGCCAGGCUUUACUCCAACUUAAAUGGAUGCUUCGUCCUGCUGGACGUUUUGUGGGAAAGUUUGAUUCCGCCCAUUUCUUUUAUAUCAAGAGGAUCUAAUCAAAUAGGAGAUAAAGGCAGACGUUGCAGGGUUUGAGCAGGCAGUGGGUGGCGACCUCUAGUCACGUGAUGGCGCUGACAGUAAACCUGAUUGGUCCGUCUCCAUGGGGCUUUAGAAUAUACGGAGGAAGAGACUUCAAGAAGGUGAUAACAGUUUCCAAGGUCAAUGGGGGCAGCAAGGCCGAGUUGGCCGCCCUGCAGCCUGGUGAUGUCAUCCUGGAGAUCAAUGGAGAGAACACAGUGGACAUGCUCAAUGUGGAGGCCCAGAACAAGAUCAAAAACUCCAAAACUCAGCUGCAGAUGCUGGUGGAGAGGCCUGAGCCCCCCAUCCCUGAACAGACCAAUGGAACCACCACCCCAGAACAGCUCACUGGACGCUUCCAGGAGGCGGUGCUGGUGAGUCGAGAUGAGAACCAGAACUACAGAGGGUACUCCAUCUCCAGCCCAGCCUCUCUGUCACCUGGACUCUACUCCCCAGAGGCUCCGUCCAGUCCUGAGGGAAAGAGAGAGAGGCUCACACCCACCGGCACCAAGAGCAUCCAGCUGCGUUCGUGGUCUCCAGAAGAGAAGACAUCGAGUCACAGACUGUCCAGACCACUGUCACAGGAGUUCUCUUCUCCGGACUUCAGGACUAACUCUGUGACCAGUCGAACCCCCACCCCUCCAGGACAUUACUCGCCCCACAGCCCUAUUGACCGCGAGCUGUCUGUCUCCCCCAGACGCAGUUCUGGCUCGGACUUUGCCAUGCAGCGGUUUGACCGGGAUUCAGAGGUCUACAAGAUGAUCCAGGAGAACAAGGAGUCUCGCACGGCCCCUCGACAGUCCAACACCUUCCACAUGCUGCAGGAGGUUCUGGAGGCCGAUGAGAAGGAGGCAACUGUGCGGUUUCCAGGACUCUCGCCCAAACCCACCCCUCCCAAACCCACAUCACCCGGGGGCGGAGUCCCCAAGUACCACACCUGUGAGAAGUGUGGCACCAGCAUUGUUACACAGGCGGUGCGCAUCAUGCACGACCGCUUCCGCCACCCAGAGUGCUACACCUGUUCUACACCAGAGUGCGGACUCAACCUGAAGAUGCGAGGUCACUUCUGGGUGGGAGAGGAGAUGUUCUGUGAGAAGCAUGCCCGCGAGAAUUACCAGGGCCUUGGCACUGCCCCCUGUGCCACCGUCUCACCCCGCCACUGAGGCUCAGAGCAAUAGACCAUGGGCUGGGGAACGGGAGUGGGAGUGCCAACACAUCAGAGGUUGUGCGUUUUCUAUAGCAUUUAACUAUUCUCUCCAGGUUUCUAAUUCAGUUACUAUGAGGUUUGGAUGGAACUUUUCUUUUCCCAGGCCCUCCCGGUUUAGCCCUUAUAGAUGUAUUGUUAUCGCUAAUGUACAGCUGUAUCGGGCGGCAGGUAGCCUAGUGGUUAGAGCGUUGGAUUAGUAACCGAAAGGUUGCAUGAUCGAAUCCCUGAGCUGACAAGGUAAAAAACUAUUUUUCUGCCCCUGAACAAGGCACUUAACCCACUGUUCCUAGGCCUCAUUGAAAAUAAGAAUUUGUUCUUAACUGACUUGCCUAGUUAAAUAAAGGUUUAAAAAAAAAUAGAUAUAAUAAUAUAACAUCUCAUUCAGACAACUUAGUGGGCUACUACACCUGCCGUAUUUACACCAACUUAUUACAAAACAGAACUGGUAUAUGAAUCAGAUCAAUGACAGAGCGUAACAUUUUAAUCCUUUAAACAGCAUUGAGUUUCCUGCUGACCUGUUCGGAGGAAGGGAAAUAAACUCUUCAUUUGAAUUCCAAGGCAUUUGAAAGACAGAAGACCUACAUAUGCAAAGGGAGAACUUUCAUCUGUGUCAAAAUUUGUACUAUAUUUGUGGUUGUGUGCAUUUGUGUGUGUGUGUGUGUGUGCUUGCGUGCGUGUGUUUGUGGAAUUCAACUUGAGUAAGAGUUUUGAUCAUUCCUUUUGAAGUGAUGGUUUAAGUGCCUGCGUUGCUGCCAUUUCCCCCUGCUAUUGGGAUCACUAUUGAAAGGUUUCAGUGGAUUCAGCUUUAGAAUGUCAGGCCGAGCCUGUUGGGUUUGUUUUUGCCUCGUGGUAGCACAUCAGUUUAGUUGGAAUUAUGAAAUGCGUAUUUGCUUUAUUGCUUUUUAAAAUUUGAAAUAAGGGAAUAUAAAGAUGUGAUGUAUAAAUAAAAACAUUUUUGUGAAUGUUUCUUUUAUAGAACAAUAUAUAGUACUGUAUCAUAUGACAUCUGAUGACAUGUGUAUGCACAGGGCUGCAUGACUUGUAGUACUAUUUUAGUGUGAAGAGGUUUGCUGAUGCUAUUGCUGUAUAUUCUGUUUCUUCACAGCAGCACCCACAGAAAGACAGUGUCAUAAAAACACAUCAAUGUUUUUGAAAAAUAUGUAAGGAUAAAACUACAUGUAUCUUGCUUGGCCUUUUGUAUAGUUAGCUAUGCAAUUGUACCAUCAACAGCCUGUGUUGUUGAAAAUGAUGUCAUGUAGGCUAAACCUUCCAGCUCCCUGGACAAUAAACACCAUGUGGACCCCUUCUCAUCCUGUAGAUCAUCCUAUAGAUGGGUACAUUUGGCCUACUGGUCCCACCUCUGUCUGUCUACCUGCGAAAUCAUUGUGGACACACAGUCAGGUUCAUUUGUACUAUAACCUGGCUGUACUGGGAACAACAUUCAGAAUUUAUAAAACGAGCUUGGAAGAAGGUCUUCUAUUCUCUGUAAAUUGGUGAUGAGCAGAUUUUUUCUGCAUUAUGUUUUGUAAGAAUAAAUAGUAUCUUUGAUGCUCUUGAAAUUGG
This is a messenger RNA of Oncorhynchus tshawytscha (Chinook salmon), 3370 nucleotides long. RefSeq names its product PDZ and LIM domain protein 2. Gene Ontology annotation, molecular function: actin binding; muscle alpha-actinin binding. The record is from RefSeq and is a predicted model, not a curated record. NCBI's taxonomy places the organism in Eukaryota, Metazoa, Chordata, Actinopteri, Salmoniformes, Salmonidae. Gene Ontology annotation, biological process: heart development; muscle structure development; actin cytoskeleton organization. Gene Ontology annotation, cellular component: stress fiber; filamentous actin; Z disc. The transcript has 12 exons. Bases 648 to 1763 code for a protein of 371 amino acids.